Molecule: messenger RNA, 1403 nt
Organism: Acipenser ruthenus (sterlet)
Lineage: Eukaryota; Metazoa; Chordata; Actinopteri; Acipenseriformes; Acipenseridae
Product: E-selectin-like
Exons: 2
Coding region: 107-568 (153 amino acids)
Source: RefSeq, a predicted model, not a curated record
ACAGAACACCACCACUGUUCAGUCUGACUCUCAGAACUCUCCAACCACCGGGGCAGCCACUUCCCAAACACCAGAUGGAGGAGAACAAUCCCAGCAGCCUUCCACGAUGGGCGGCACCUCUCCUCGAGCCAGCUCCCCUGGACACUCAAGCUCCUGGCUCUCUGGCACUUCACCCGCAGUAACAGUCACUCCAGUCCCUGAGGAGCUCCACCUGAUCUCUGACAGUAUGGUCUGGCCGGAGGCUUGGCAGUACUGCAGGGAUCACUACACUGACCUAGUGAGCCUCACAAGCCUGGCUGCACAGAACAGAGUGUCGGAGCUCGUCAGGAACAGCACUGCGUCGCGAUACUGGAUCGGCCUGCACAGAACCGUGGUGUAUGAUAAAUGGUACUGGGUUGCUGGUAAGGAUAAGAGGGCCCCCCUAAACUACACUAACUGGGCCCCUGGGGAGCCCAACAAUCCUUACUAUGAGCACUGCGGAGAGAUGGUGCUGAGGGAGGAUGGGGGGGCUGAGUGGAAUGAUCUGUGCUGCUAUGAAAAGCUCCCAUUUAUCUGUUUCAAAGGUUAAAAAGGUUUUAUAGCACUGCUUCUCAAACAUUCUAUAGUAUAAAGUCACUUUAGUCUAAAAAAAUAAGCAAUUUACAAAAACUAAACUUUGUUGUAUAAAUGUGGCAUGUGUGAAUAAUAAUGCAAAACAAAAUCUUGUAUCUGACAGAGUUUGGCAAUGCCAGAGUCCUGUAGAAUAAAUGACUGUGUAGCAAUCUUAAAGGGGCAAUAAUUACUUAAGAAAAGACUCCUCAAUACUGAUUGUGAGGAAGUGAGGUGGGGAAGCAUUAUGGUGUUGCACAGGCUUCAGUGCACAAUGCUUGUCUUAUGGGGUUCAUGGCACAGCGCAACUCUAAUAUGAUUCCCCUCCUCACUUCCUCACAAUCAGCAUUGAGGAGUCUUUUCAGAAGCUGCUGUUCACUUGUUUUUCUUUUAGUUCAGGAUACGCAGCUAUUUAAAAUGCCAGGCUGUAGAUAAACUGCUGCAUCCUGGUACCUGUGCUGUAGGUCACUGGGUCUGAUUGAGGCCGGACCAUUGGAGAGAGUUUGAACUGCAAUACAUGGACUGAUCAGCUACUAGGAAGCAGCAGCAACUUGGUUUAAAUUAUUAUUAUUAUUAUUAUUAUUAUUAUUAUUAUUAUUAUUAUUAUUAUUAACGUUUUCUUUUAAAUAUCUACAUUUACAAAUUGAAGUAUAAAACACAAGCAAAGGACAAAAAGAGUUUCAACAGAAGGAAAUGGGCCAGUGAUCCUAUUGCUGGGGAUAAUAAGAUAUAAGAACAUGGAUUUUAAACCUUGGGCAGCAUCAUAUAGGAUGUAUUGUUAAGAGGGAAGUAGAGAGGGUGAAAGGGUCUUAUUU